UGGGAGCGGAAGUGACGUCGCGGGAAGAUGCCGGUGGCGGUGGCGGCCGAGAGCGCCGAGAGCUUCAGGAGGCUCCUGGAGCAGUGCGAGACUCGGGAGCUGGAGGCUCCUGGAGGAAUUGCAACCCCCCUUGUUUAUGGCCAGCUUCUGGCUUUGUACCUGCUGCACAAUGACAUGAAUAACGCACGGUAUCUCUGGAAAAGAAUACCUCCUGCCAUCAAAUCUGCAAAUGCUGAACUUGGUGCAGUUUGGUCAGUGGGACAGAGAAUCUGGCAGAGAGACUUCCCAGGAAUCUAUUCAACAAUCAGUGCACAUCAGUGGUCUGAGACCAUCCAGCCAAUCAUGGAAGCACUCAGAGAUGCCACCAGGAAACGAGCCUUUGCACUGGUUUCUCAGGCUUAUACAUCAAUAGUUGCAGAUGAUUUUGCAGCUUUUGUUGGACUUCCCGUAGAAGAAGCUGUGAAAGGUGUGCUAGAGCAGGGCUGGCAAGCAGACUUUGCAACUCGCAUGGUGAUGCCUAAAAAGCCAGGUGUGCUGGAAGCUUCCUUGAAGAGAUUUAUUCCUUCAUCAGAACCUGCUGCGGUCCCACCAAUUCCCAAUGAACAGCAGUUGGCCAGAUUGACUGACUAUGUGGCCUUCCUUGAAAACUGAUUACCUUGCUUCUGUGUUCAGAACAACCUGGGAACCCUGUGUGCUGAGAGUUUUAGUAAUCUCAGAUUUAUUUUAUUCUAUAUCUGUUAAACAUUGCAGUGUCCCCUACUCAAAUGUGUGAAGUCUCUAGUGUAUGUUGGCCCAGCUCCUGUUUUGCCAAAGCCCAGCUAGCAGUAGAAAAACUCCUUUAACUCCUGUAAUAUUUAUUCAGUAGGUACACAGCAGUAUUACAUAGUAAAUUCUUAUAUUAACUCACAGCAGCAAGAGACAGAACCUUUUUCAGGUAUGUUAGAAAUGCAGAAGAAACAACUUAUCUGGUGAGUAGUGCAGUGCUUAGCACAGAGCUAUUGCAUGUUGAAUUAAAGGACAAAGAGUGGAAGACUGCCCUGCCCUAUCUGCAGAGAGAAAAGAUUUUGAAUAUUGAAUACUUUUUAAUAUUACUGAACAAAAACAAUUUUACAGUAACUCUCUGGCAAGCAGUUUUAUGGCAAAUUUAUUGUUGAUUUUUUUCUUGUUCUCUCUGAAUUGUGAAAUCUUUCUCUGAUGUGAGAAAUUUCACAUCAGGUGUAUUUUUACAGCAGAAUAAUUGGAAUUGUUUAAGAAAGGCAAAUCUACACUUUGAGGAAGAAUUUUGACUUUUGGAAGGUUUUAUUUGAGUGUCAGAGGACACCAUAUGUUUUGCUGGUAACUCUACACCUUGAGGUCUGUCAUGUCUUUGUUGCCAAAACCAGCAGGAAAUAACUGCUCAGAGACAGAAUUUGGUCUUUAAGCAGCAAAGGUAUUUAUUUUAUGCAACGUUGGAGAGCUACCAGUUCAUGGGACAAAAUAGCUGUAAAGUUUUCAGUGAAAAGGCAGGCAAUUCUUACAGUCUUGGUGAGGGAUUACAAUAUUUCACGUGAAUAUUCAUUAAAAUUACAACAUCUAGUGAUAAUAUUCAUAUUAGGCAGGGUUCAGGCGGAGCUUGAGGCGGAGUCAUCUCCUUUUGGGGAGGUUCCUGGGGGUCCUUCCAACUCUUCAGCCUCAUGAGGGUCAUUUUUCUUUUCCUCAUUGCCAAUGAACUUUUCAGCUCUUCCUGACUAUGUGCUAAGGUCUUGCUAAAAACCCCUUGACUCAGCUCUUCUUCCCCCCCCAGAUGUCCAUCCUGUCUAAUUUAUGACUACGAAGCUGACCUUUUUGUUAUCUUUCAUUAGAACAGAACAUACCAAAGGCAGGCAGGCCUCUCGGAGCCUGGUACCUCCUCUCCCUUGGCUAAUCCCAUAAUACCUGUUCUCUGUCACUUUUAACCUAAAUGUAGCAUUCCUCAGAGUGGGAUCUGUGAACUCCUUCUCAGAGCAAGAUCCCAGCAUCUAAAAAUGCUGUGUUUCAUCUUGGUUCUUCUCAGCACAUUGGGCCAGGAUCUACAAGAAACAACAACCUUUAGCUGUCUUUAAGCUUUCUGGGUUCCCCCUGCAGUUACUGGAGAGGAAUUUAAAGGCUCAAGUGGGAUCAGAGAGCAGCUGGGAGGGGAUGGAUGAUACAUUGUGCUGCAGUGUCAGUUUGAGGAACGUUCUCUGUGUCGGAGCAGUGCUGUGUUAGUCUUGGGAGCUGAGAGUGGAUUUUAGAAGCAGACAUGACUUUCAUUCCCAUUUGUGUUAUGUUGGUAAAAAGGAAAAAGGGUGGCGCUUUAGAAGGCAGCACAUGCCUUCAUUUGCUUCUCCCCCAUUUCCUGUUCAGGGGUUUCAUGGAAGCUGGCAUGUGUGCCCUGUGUCGUGAUUGUUUCCCCAGUGGGCAGUGCCCACUGUACAUUCUCUUGGUGGGGAUGUGUUAGCAGGGGGAAUUGCAAACUGCUCUGCUGCCUUGAGAGCUCCCUUUAUAUGGAAGCACUUUCUCAAAAUGAUUAUUUAUUUGAAACCCA
Pipra filicauda (Wire-tailed manakin) is the source of this 2545-nucleotide messenger RNA. Its product is annotated as COP9 signalosome complex subunit 8. NCBI's taxonomy places the organism in Eukaryota, Metazoa, Chordata, Aves, Passeriformes, Pipridae. Gene Ontology annotation, biological process: protein deneddylation; COP9 signalosome assembly. Bases 28 to 651 code for a protein of 207 amino acids. The transcript is spliced from 8 exons. Gene Ontology annotation, cellular component: COP9 signalosome. The record is from RefSeq and is a predicted model, not a curated record.